Messenger RNA from Pistacia vera, 3214 nucleotides. RefSeq names its product leucine-rich repeat receptor-like tyrosine-protein kinase PXC3. The record is from RefSeq and is a predicted model, not a curated record. Lineage: Eukaryota; Viridiplantae; Streptophyta; Magnoliopsida; Sapindales; Anacardiaceae. The transcript is spliced from 2 exons. Gene Ontology annotation, biological process: protein phosphorylation. Gene Ontology annotation, molecular function: protein kinase activity; ATP binding; receptor serine/threonine kinase binding. The coding region runs from base 90 to 2948 and encodes 952 amino acids.
CCCAUUUCCUUCUUCUGUCUCUUCUUCCCCAGCCCGCCACAAAAACUUAACUAACUUCUUCACAUUAUCAUUUACACCCCCAAGCUCAAAUGAACCUCCCUCUUCAUGGCUGUUCCUCCUAUUUACUCCUUUCUUUCUUGUUUUUACUAUACCCUUGGGCCUUCUGUCAACCUUCUCCAGACCAAACCGCCACCAUGAUCAAACUUUCUCAGCUUUUUGACAGUUCAGCCGUAGGAUGGGAUGUUACAAAGCAGCCGAACCCUUGUUUGUGGAACGGAGUUAACUGCAGUGGUGGUUCCUUGAUAACUCGGCUUUCUUUAUCUGGGUUCGGUCUCUCUGACUCUAAGUUUUUGUCUGUCGUUUGUAAUAUUAGUUCUUUGCAAUCGCUUGAUGUUUCCAAAAACCAGUUUAGCUCAAUUCCCCAUGAAUUCAUCACAGAUUGUGGAAGGAUUGGUGGGCUCAAGUUGUUGAAUUUUAGCAAGAAUUUGUUGCAUGAUUCUUUUGUUGGUUUUGAUGGUUUUGUGGGAUUAGAAUUCUUGGAUUUGUCUGAUAAUAGAUUGAGUGGAAACAUUAGUUUACUGUUGGAUAAAUUAGUUAAUCUCAAAAGUUUGAAUGUUAGUCGCAAUAAUUUUGAAGGGCAUAUUCCUAGCAAUCUUGGGAAAUCUAAAGCUUUAGAGCAACUUGUGCUUUCUGUGAAUCAUUUCAGUGGUGAAAUACCUGAACAAAUUGCAGAUUAUGGGAAUUUGACCUUGAUCGACUUUAGUGUUAAUAAGCUUUCAGGGUCUGUUCCUCAUAGAAUUGUAGAACUUGCCAAGUUGGAAGUUCUAAUUCUCUCUGCGAAUAUGUUACAUGGUGGAAUUCCAGCAAAUCUCUCGAGUAUAUCAACCCUGUCACGCUUUGCAGCCAAUCAGAACAAUUUUACUGGGUCAAUUCCAAGUGGACUCACAAGAUAUGUGAAGAAUUUAGAUCUUAGUUACAAUGAGCUGACAGGGUUUAUUCCAGAAGACCUUUUUUCAUAUGCAAAUUUGAAGACCGUGGAUUUGUCUUAUAAUUCUCUACAGGGUAAAAUACCUAAGAAAAUAUCUCCAGGCUUGGUCAGAUUGAGAUUGGGAAGUAAUUUGCUCGUUGGUGAAAUCCCUUUGGCUAAUUUUGCAACUCUUGAUGAAUUGACUUACUUGGAGCUGGACAGCAAUAGCCUCACCGGAAUGAUACCUCCAGAGCUGGGUGAUUGCCAAAAUUUGACGCUGUUGAACUUGGCUCAGAAUAAACUGAAUGGUUCAUUGCCGGCAGAAUUGGGUAAUCUCAGCAGUCUUCAAGUUAUGAAGCUUCAACACAACAAUCUGAGUGGAGACAUUCCUGUUGAGCUUUCCCAGCUAAGUAAGUUGUCUCAAUUAAACAUUAGCUGGAAUUCGCUGACUGGUUCAAUACCUCGUUCCUUUUCCAACUUGCAAGGGCUUACAAACUUGAACUUACGACACAACUAUCUCAGUGGUCCCAUACCUGAUUCUAUCAGGAACAUGAACUCUUUGAUAGAACUCCAACUUGGAGAAAAUCAGCUGAGUGGCCGAAUUCCAGUUUUGCCAGUGAAAUUGCAAAUUGCUUUGAAUCUGAGCAGCAAUCUCUUUGAAGGAUCUAUCCCAGACAGCCUUUCUAGCCUGACUGGAUUGGAAGUUUUAGAUCUCUCAAACAACAAAUUAUCUGGUCAGAUUCCUGAAUUUUUUAUUCAAAUGCCAACCCUGACGCAGUUAAUUCUUUCUAAUAAUCAGUUAUCAGGAAUUGUUCCAAAGUUUAGCUCGCAUGUUUCGGUCAAUAUAAGUGGAAAUCUAAACCUCAUACCUGCACCAGCACCAGCACCAAACACUUCCUCACCACUGGCAAAGAGAAAUAAAUCAGUUGCUGUGCCAAUUGUUAUUGCCCUGGCGGCCGCUGUUCUUGCUGUUGGCGGUGUCACAAGCAUUGCUCUAUUAAUUUCAAGACGCUUUUACCGAGUUAAUGAUGAGCAGUUACAAGAUGGAGAGGAUCUUCCUUUUCCCCAGGUCAUCCAAGGCAAUCUUUUGACAGCAAACGGAAUCCACAAAUCAAAUAUCUCCUUCCCGAAAGCCAUGGAAGCUGUUGCUGAUCCAUUGAACAUUGUGCUGAAAACUAGGAUGUCAAUCUAUUACAAAGCAAUCAUGCCAUCCGGAAUGAUCUACUUCAUUAAGAAACUUAACUGGAGUGACAAGAUAUUCCAGUUGGGAAGCCAUGAUAAAUUUGACCAAGAAUUAGAGGUCUUGGGGAAGCUGAGCAAUUCAAAUGUCAUGACUCCUUUGGCUUACGUGUUGACUGCAGAUAGUGCUUAUCUGUUCUAUGAAUAUGCCUCCAAGGGAACCCUUUUUGAUGUUCUUCACGGCAGUGUUGGAAAUGCUUUAGAUUGGGCGAGCCGUUACAGUAUAGCCGUAGGAAUAGCUCAGGGUAUAGCUUUUCUACAUGGAUGGACCUCAAGUCCAAUUCUCCUCCUUGAUCUAUCAAGUAGGAACAUUAUGCUGAAGUCGCUGAAAGAGCCGCAAGUUGGAGACAUUGAACUCUGCAAAGUGAUUGACCCCUCAAAGAGCACUGGCAGCCUCUCCAUGGUUGCUGGUUCUGUCGGUUAUAUUCCUCCUGAGUACGCUUACACAAUGAGAGUAACAAUGGCUGGGAACGUUUACAGUUUUGGGGUUGUUCUCCUGGAGUUGCUAACAGGAAAGCCUGCAGUUUGUGAGGGCACUGAGUUAGCCAAAUUGGUACUACGCAACUCAGCACAGCGUGAUAAAUGGGAUCACAUCCUUGAUUUUACUGUCAGCAGAACAUCACUAGUUGUCCGAAACCAGAUGCUUGCAGUCCUCAAGGUUGCCAUUGCAUGUGUUAAUGUAUCCCCUGAAGCAAGGCCAAAGAUGAAGAGCGUGCUGCGGAUGCUCCUGAAUGCAAGAUAAACCUUUGGUGAGAAGAAAAUGGGACACUCCACACUCGACAACACAAGAUAGAGCCUUUUGCUUCCUGAGUUAAAGCAAAUUGGAAGUUAGAAGUAGGCAUUAUAUAAUAUACGUAAGAUGGUUUUCUGAUUUUUUGAUCACAUGUUUCCAUUAUAUAUGUACAAUAAUAGCUUUUUUAGCCAUACAAAGAAUGCUUGCCUGUAAGCCAAUCUGCAUGUAAAAAGGGUUUUUUUGGCAGUAUCAAAGAAUUCUAUCUAAGAUCCUUU